UGCAUGCUUUCUAAUUCUUGAGCCUCUAAACCAUGAAUUAUAGUGAAAAUUUUAGGUCAAGACAAGUAUAUCUUAAACACCUUCUUGGAGCACUUGAGGGCCUAAAAAAUUCACCCACCAGCAAUGAAGAUGAAGUUGCAGGCUCAAAUCACAACAUAAAGCUAGCUGUGGAUGUAUCUCUCGCUCUCACUGCAAACCAGGCGGCAUGGAGCCGAGCUCUCCUCAGCAGAAUUUCUAGCAAUGAGAAAAACAGAGCUGCUCUGAAAAAAAUUAUGGGACCCAAGAAGUUCCGUGCAAUAAUUGCUCAGAAGCUCAGAUAUCAAGCUCAUUUGGUAUUGCAGUCCAAGCUGAAACGAGCCCAUAAGCACCGGCGUAAGACUUCUGUUGGGGUGACCAGACAGAAUGGUUUAUCAUUAUGCAAAAUUUUUAGCUCUAAGAGAUCGGAUCCUGUAAACCCAUCUCAUGCAAAUUUUGUUAAGAAGCUGCAAAAGCUAGUUCCAGGUGGAGAAUUAAUGGACACUUCCUGCUUGCUUCGAGAAACUGCACUUUACAUCACAUCUCUUACAACACAGGUAGAAGUUCUGCAAUAUCUAAUAGAUUCUGUGAAUAAUACCCAACACCCAGUUUGUAAAAACUUCUCCUCUUGAGUAUAGAUACUUUUUGCUUUCAUUUGUUUCAA
Messenger RNA from Cryptomeria japonica (Japanese cedar), 679 nucleotides. RefSeq lists its product as uncharacterized. Bases 33 to 647 code for a protein of 204 amino acids. The record is from RefSeq and is a predicted model, not a curated record. The transcript has a single exon. Gene Ontology annotation, biological process: regulation of DNA-templated transcription. Lineage: Eukaryota; Viridiplantae; Streptophyta; Pinopsida; Cupressales; Cupressaceae.